This is a messenger RNA of Egretta garzetta (little egret), 784 nucleotides long. Its product is annotated as granzyme A. The record is from RefSeq and is a predicted model, not a curated record. The coding region runs from base 5 to 784 and encodes 259 amino acids. The transcript has 5 exons. Gene Ontology annotation, biological process: proteolysis. Lineage: Eukaryota; Metazoa; Chordata; Aves; Pelecaniformes; Ardeidae. Gene Ontology annotation, molecular function: serine-type endopeptidase activity.
AAUCAUGAGAGCUUUCCUUACUUUGUCCACCUCUGCAGCUGUCAUUCUCCUGAUAAUUCGUGGAGGUUUGUGUGUGGAUAUUAUUGGAGGACAUGAAGUAAAACCACACUCAAGGCCAUUUAUGGCCCUAAUCCUUGGAGCAAAUGAAGAAACUAUUUGUGGAGGAGCUUUGAUCAAGGAAAACUGGGUGUUAACAGCUGCCCACUGUGAUGUGGAAGAAGCCCAAGUUGUUCUUGGAGCUCACUCACAGAGAGCAAAAGAAAAAGAAAAACAACGUUUUCGGAUUUCAAAACAAAUUCGCUACCCAGGCUACAAUUCCAAGAGUAAGGAAAGAGACCUUAUGCUGCUGCAGCUUCACAAAAGAGCAAGACUUACUAAAGCUGUGCAAAUCAUUCCCUUGCCUACCUCAGAUGACGAUCCCAAACCAGGAACAACUUGCACAGUAGCAGGGUGGGGAAAAACCCAGAAUGGGAUAAGAAAGGCUUCUGAUACCCUGAGGGAGGUCAAUAUCACUGUCAUCAACAGGAAAAUCUGCAAUGACAACUGUCAUUACGGACCCAACACUGUUAUAACAGAAAACAUGAUAUGCGCAGGGGAUAAAAAUGGAGGAAAGGACUCAUGUUAUGGCGAUUCUGGUGGGCCUUUAAGAUGCAAUAAUGUGAUGAGAGGCAUCACUGCUUUUGGGAAGAAAGGCAAGUGUGGUACUGUUGAUGGCCCUGGUGUCUACACUCGACUCACAAAGAAAUACCUUCUGUGGAUAAGGAAAACCAUAGGGUCAGCCUAA